Symbiodinium necroappetens is the source of this 864-nucleotide messenger RNA. The record is from the annotation of a GenBank genome assembly. Lineage: Eukaryota; Dinophyceae; Suessiales; Symbiodiniaceae.
AUGGUGGCAGCUGUUUCGGCGGACCCCGUUCCACAGCUGCUUCGCGGGCAUUGGCUGGACUCGAUCGGACAUUCCAUCCUCGUCAGCAAGACCACCGACGAGGACCAGAUCUUCACCGCAGUGCUCACCCCACUGGUGGAUCAUCCCGAAGCAAAAGACCGUGUCCUGCGAAUCGACAGGCCAGCGGAGAGCCGGCAGUGGCGAUGUGGGAACGCCAGCCUCGAGCUUGCCGACGAGCAGAACCAAAGGCUCGUGUGGAUCACGGAGGACGGGCGUCGCAGCGUCUGGUCCAGGACCAAGGAAGUCUUGGCUCCAAGUGGCGGCUCCGACAGGAGCCCUGUUUCCAGGAGCGGGGAGAGGGAGGCACCCGAGGACAGCGACAAAGACGUCGACAGAAUCGCCUUCCCCUGGCUGCUGAACAACUCCGCCCCGGAGCCAUGGCUUCCGCUGGAUGUUCCCCGAGACAUCCUCUACGAUGGGGCACGCGUGGCAGCCUUGCUGGAUAUUCGGCAAAUGAUCGGUGCACGGAGUGAGCCUCAGGAGCGUUUCACGCACAUCCUGAUGGAUCACGACCUGCACCCCACUCGUCAAGGCGGUGACUACCUGAUCCCGGGUGUCGACUCGCCUCUCUGGCAGACGCUGAACGUCUCAGAAACCAUGCGCCGGAGUAUCGUGCAGAGAAUCAGCAGGAUACCCCACGAGGUUCUGUCUCAGCGCGUCAGCUGGAGUGGGAAUGCGGAGGUUUGGGUUGGCCGGCACAAAAUAUCGUGCCGCUCCCGAGACAUCCAGGCCUUAAACGCCAGAUGGGUGCCUCCCCUCCAGGACGAGCGGAAGCCCCUGGAGAUCGCCAAAAGCUCAUUGAAU